AUGCCCGCCCAGCGGAUUCGUCGCGCGCCUCUCCGCGCGCCGCUCCUGUGCGUGCUGUGCCUCCUCUGCCUCGUCCGCUCUUUUCCCGUCGCAGACCUCGCGUCACCUGCACGCUCCUCGCCAUCGCAGCUGUCGCCCACUCUCGCUCGUCGUCGUCUGACCCAAUUGCCCGCGCCUGAUCCCCCCUCGCAAUCCCUCGCCCCGUCGUCUGUGGCGGGGUGGGCGGCAGGCGAGGGAUGGGAGAGUGACACGUGGCGCGAUCUGAGUGGCGAGUUUGAUGAGUCGGAUGACGAGGGUGGCGAGGGCAGCAGCCGGCGGGGUAAAGAAGAUGGGGGGAAUCAGAUGCUGGGCCAGGGGGGGGAGCAAGCGCAGGGGAAGAGGGAAAAGCAGGGAAUAGGGGGAAUGGCGGGGCUGGGGAGCGCAGAGCAGGGGGGAGCGGGCGAGGCCAUGGGGGCGGACGGGUGGGCGGGUCAGCAUCCGGGUAUGGGCGCGCGUGGUGAUGGGGCGGCUGACACAGCACAGGCAGCAGAGGGGGCGAGCGGGGGCAGGUGGGGGCUUGAGGAGGCGGACACGGAGCGGGUGGCGUGGCGGGUGGAGGAGGCGUGGAGGGAGUGGGACCGAGUCGUGGGGUGCGAGCGAUUCCGAGCCAAACACGCAGGUCACAGCAGCAGCAGUGGUGGCGGCAGCAGCAGCUUCCAGGGCGAUGAGGCGAGUGACUGCUCGGUGCUGAAACUGCCCCACGUGACUGUGCAGAUCAUGGCGUCGUCAUCGCUGCCGUCGUGGCUGGAGGGCUUCUUCACGUGCCCCUGCGGCCUCACCUGCACGCUCUCACGCAGUGAGGUGCUGGCGGCGCGCCCACACGCCAUGCUGUACGAGGGGGGCGCGCCCAGGGGGGUCCGGGUCAAGGGCGAGCCACUGCUGGUGCACGUGGCCAUGGAGGCGAGGGAAGAAGGGGGAGAGGGGGGAGAGGGGGCGCAGUGGAGUGGAUGUGACGGUGGGGUAUGGGCCAGGGGCGGACGUGCAGUGCUCGUAUGCCAGCAACCUGCUGCUCGCCGACCACAACCCCCUCAUCGCUGCCUCCAAGUCCCCCGCUCUUACCAUCUUCCACGCCUCGUCACGAUACUCGCCGUGGCGGGCGGCAGCAGCACCGCUGCUACUGGCACACCCCCUCACACACCGCUUCGGCCUGCAGACGCCCCUCCCACUGCGCCACUCCCUGCACCGCGCCUUCCCCCGCUGCCAUCGCACUUCCUCUUCUCCCUCGCUAUCGAACGCCACCACCGCCCCGCCUACGUCACCGAGAAGUUCCUCCUGCCCCUCCUCGCAGGCAGUGUGCCGAUAUACUACGGGGCGCCAGACGUGAGCACUUUUGCCCCACCGGAGUCGUUCAUAGAGGGCGGGGCGGAGAGCGAGGAGAGCAUAGUGCAGCGCGUGCAAGCCAUGCGAGGCAACGCCACGGCGUACCUCUCUCUGCACGCCUGGCGCCGGUGCGGAGUGCUGGGGGGCCUGCAGCGAGCGCUGCGGAUGGGGUUUGACACUCUGCCGUGCCGCCUGUGCCAUCGCAUCAGCGCCAUGGGGGGCCGCGCACAUACCUCGCACCCUCGCUCUGCUGAAGAGGAUGCUGCUGGUGGGGGUGAUGGAGAUGCCAUGAUCUCGGCCACAUCAGUGAUCUAA
Molecule: messenger RNA, 1674 nt
Organism: Closterium sp. Naga37s-1
Lineage: Eukaryota; Viridiplantae; Streptophyta; Zygnematophyceae; Desmidiales; Closteriaceae
Source: the annotation of a GenBank genome assembly